AUGAGCACAUCGUAUAGUAUGUGGCCUGUUAUUCUCGCUCCUUAUAAUCUUCCUCCUUGGAAAUGCUUUAAGGACCCAUUUAUGAUGAUGUCACUGCUUAUUCCCGGUCCUCAAGCACCAGGAAAGGAUAUUGAUGUUUAUUUGCGUCCUUUGAUUGAUGAGCUGAAACAGUUAUGGAGUGAUGGUGUAGAGACAUUUGAUGCAUCAACUGGGAAGUGCUUCAAGAUGCAUGUUGCUGUUUUAUGGACUAUAAAUGACUUUUCAGCUUAUGGGUGUGUAAGUGUAGAUGAUGGUAAGAUCACUAAACUCAAAAGUCACGACUAUCAUGUUUUGUUACAACGAGUGUUGCCAAUUGCUCUUAGUGGAUUUGUAAAUAAGGAUGUCUCUUUAGCAUUAAUUGAGUUAGGCCAUUUCUUUCAACGAUUAUGUUGUAAGACAUUAAGAAGAGAUGACUUAGAACAACUUGAAAGGGAUAUAAUUAUUAUAUUAUGUAAGCUUGAGAUGACCUUUCCACCUGCUUUUUUUGAUGUUAUGAUACAUUUGGCUAUGCAUUUGCCACGAGAGGCCAUGUAUGGUGGACCUGUACAAUAUCGUUGGAUGUACAAAAUUGAGAGGUUUUUGUGCAAGCUUAAGCGUUAUGUACGAAACAAGGCACGGCCAGAAGGUUCUAUUGCAGAAGGGUAUAUUAUUGAUGAGUGUUUGACAUUUUGCUCUAUGUAUCUUACUGACAUUGAGACAAGAUUUAAUCGUGAAGAUCGGAAUGAUGAUGGAUUUAGCAACAAUGGUGAACUUGUUCUAGACAUAUUUUCAAAGAGAUUUAGGCCAUAUAGAGAUGGAAAAUAUGAUGUUAUACCAAACAAAUAUUCUGAUAUAGCUCGGUGGUAUGUGUUGAAUAAUUGCGAAGAAGCAGAACCUUUUCUUCAGGAGCAUAAAGAAGAGUUGUUGAACCAAGCUGUUGUGAAUAUAGAUGAGAAACACAAAGAACAAUUUCCUUUAUGGUUCAAAAGAAAAAUUAUGCAGUUAUAUACUAAAGAAAAGUCAACAUCUAUCAAGAAAUUAUAUCCUUUGGCAAUGGGACCAGAUGUGCGUGGAAGAACACAUACUGGUUGUAUUGUAAAUGGUGUUAGGUGUCAUAUUCAAUGUCGCGAUGAAUUACGUAAAAGUCAAAAUUGCGGUAUAGUUGUUGCAGGCUAUCAUGAAAAUGAGGUGAUUGACUUUUAUGGUAUUAUAAUUGACAUCCUUGAGUUAGAGCAUGUUGAGGAAAAUCGAGUUCUCUUAUUCAAAUGCAAGUGGUUUGAUCUCCGCAAGAAAAUAGGGAUGCAAAAAGAUAAAAAAUUUACGAGCAUUUGCGUUAAAAGAUUUUGGUAUGAACGUGAUUCUUUUGUACUAGCUACUCAAGCAAAGCAAGUAUUUUACAUUGAUGACCCAAAAUUGGGAGAGAAUUGGCAAAUUGUGCUCAAAUUUCAAGAUAGACACUUAUACGAUGUGCCCGAGAAAGAAACUUUGGAGACUGAAAGUGAUGAGUUACAUAUUACAAAUGAUGAAGUGUAUCAAGACAUGUCAUUGGAAAGUAAUUCAAUUGUCUGUGAUACAGUGGAUAUGUUGAGUCAACUACAUAGAGAUGAUGUUGAUUCAGUUAUCUUGGAUGCAAAUGUAAUUGAAUUAGAGGCUCAAAAAGAACAUGAAGUUCAUUAUAACGAAGAAAAUUCUGACCAAGAGGAUGAAACUAUGAUAGAGUACAUCAGUGAUCAUGAGGAGAAUGGAGGUAAUAAUGGUACUAAUGACAAUGAAGCUGAUACAACAAGUGAUGGUGAUGAUAUUGGCUUGUGA
This is a messenger RNA of Solanum stenotomum, 1830 nucleotides long. RefSeq lists its product as uncharacterized. The coding region runs from base 1 to 1830 and encodes 609 amino acids. The transcript has 4 exons. Lineage: Eukaryota; Viridiplantae; Streptophyta; Magnoliopsida; Solanales; Solanaceae. The record is from RefSeq and is a predicted model, not a curated record.